AUGACGUCCAGGAUUGAUAAAACCAUCGCUCGCCAGCGAGAAAAGAUCGCGGCCGGUGCCUUCUACGAAGCCCAUCAACAACUGCGUGUUAUCGCCGCACGUUAUAUCAAGGCGUCUAACUGGGAUGCAGCAGCGGAUCUUCUGGCUGGUGGUGCAACUGCCUUGUUGAGAGCUGGAUCUCAGCAGGGUGCCUCGGCGAGUGGCGGGGAUCUGGCGAUUAUGCUGGUCGUCGAGGUAUACAACAAAGCAGAAUGGGAGAUCUCGGGGGAUACUAAUGAUGCAGAGAGCCGGAUUCGAAAGAAGCGUCUUAUCGAACUAUUGCGCGAAUUCCCAUCGGAAGAACCUACAAAGAAGCGUUAUAUCCAAGAGAUCAUUGGCUGGAGUGGGCGACAUGGACCGCUGGAGCGAGGAGACCCAGACCUGCAUCACGCCGCGGGAUCCGUCUACGCAGAGAAUAACGAGCCAUAUGAAGCCGAGAAGCAUUUGAUCCUGGGAACUUCGGAAUCGGCGGAGACCUUGGCGAAAAUUGAAUACGAGUGGUACACUCAUGACGAUCCACACACCGCAGCCCUCUAUGCCUCGCGCGCUAUCUUCCCAUAUCUCACAACAGGCAACCUUCGAAGUGCAAAUAAGGCAUUGCUCAUAUUCACCUCACGGCUCUCAGCAUCGAACCCGUCCCUUGGUGUGCAGGAAGUGAGCAGCGCUAGCUCUGAUGUCCGAGUAUACCCAGCUCUGCCAUUACUCAACUUCCUCAGCAUGUUGCUUCUUACAAUCCAACGUGGAAGCGCAGAUCUCUACCGACAGCUUAAUACCCACUAUGCGGCACAGAUUCGGGAUGUGGGAAUCUGGGACGAUCCGUUGGCCCAGAUUGGUGAGCUGUAUUUCGGGAUCAAGAUCCCACGGCAGGGUAACCCUUUGCUCGAUAUGAUGGGCAGCAUGUUUUUCGGUGGCCAGGGUCAAGGCAAUGCUGGUGGUAGCAGAGGUUCAUCCAGACCAGCAGCAAAGAAGGUUGAGGCACCUCCGUCGAACAUGGAGCUUGACUAA
Molecule: messenger RNA, 1044 nt
Organism: Penicillium angulare
Lineage: Eukaryota; Fungi; Ascomycota; Eurotiomycetes; Eurotiales; Aspergillaceae
Product: protein GET4
Exons: 4
Coding region: 1-1044 (347 amino acids)
Biological process (GO): protein insertion into ER membrane
Cellular component (GO): TRC complex; cytosol
Molecular function (GO): protein binding
Source: RefSeq, a predicted model, not a curated record